Molecule: messenger RNA, 2154 nt
Organism: Astyanax mexicanus (Mexican tetra)
Lineage: Eukaryota; Metazoa; Chordata; Actinopteri; Characiformes; Acestrorhamphidae
Gene: ubiad1
Product: UbiA prenyltransferase domain containing 1
Exons: 3
Coding region: 285-1325 (346 amino acids)
Biological process (GO): menaquinone biosynthetic process; vitamin K biosynthetic process
Cellular component (GO): Golgi membrane; endoplasmic reticulum
Molecular function (GO): prenyltransferase activity
Source: RefSeq, a predicted model, not a curated record
GCUAUAUAGCAUCGCUGAUUGGAAUGGCGUCCGCCUGCAGCUACGUUAGCUAGUAUGUUAGCAUAGCGGCUAAGCUAAAUGCCCUCAUAACUGACACGUCGCUCGGUGCUCCAUCGGCGCCGCGGUCCGGGACUCGCUCCGCUGCCUCGGGUUAGGCUGGGAAGGACGGCGGUGAGGAGAGGAUGUGUCGGCGGGGUGUGAAGUAGCUCCGCGGUCUGCAGCAGUGGGAGAGGAGCAGGUACACCAUUCUUGGUACUUCUACACAACCCCACACUACGGUAGUGAUGGCAGCGGGCCAGAAGAAGAUGAGUGCUGAGACAUGCGUGCUGGCAGGGUCUAACGGAAUGAAUGGGGCAAAAGCGCCAAUGGGGACGUCCGUAGAGAGGAAUCACAACAGCAAGGUUUCCAGAGUGACUAAGAUGGCUUUGCACUUGCAGGAUAAAUGUGCGGCGUACGUCUUGGCCCUGCGGCCGUGGAGCUUCAGUGCUUCCCUCACACCUGUGGCUUUGGGGAGCGCUCUGGCCUACAAGCUCGAGGGCUCAGUGGACCUCAUCAUUCUGCUGGUCUGUGCCGUGGCAGUACUGGUGGUCCACGGUGCAGGGAACUUAGUGAACACGUAUUACGAUUUCUCCAAGGGGAUCGACCACAAGAAGAGUGAUGACAGGACUCUGGUGGAUCAGAUAUUGGAGCCCCAGGACGUGGUGAUGUUCGGCGCGUUGUUGUACUCAGUUGGGUGCCUUUGUGCCACCUUGUUGUAUUUUCUCUCCACGCUAAGACUCGAGCAUCUGGCUCUCAUCUAUUUUGGUGGACUCUCAAGCUCCUUUUUGUACACUGGAGGAAUAGGUCUGAAGUACGUUGCUCUUGGUGACGUGGUCAUCCUCAUCACCUUUGGCCCAUUGGCAGUAAUGUUUGCUCACGCCGUUCAGGUGGGUUACCUGUCCGUGCUGCCGCUGGUGUACGCCGUGCCACUGGCACUCAACACUGAGGCCAUCCUGCACAGCAACAACACACGCGACAUGGACUCGGACAAACAGGCGGGCAUAGUCACCCUCGCCAUCCUAGUGGGUCCUACGCUGUCGUACAUCAUUUACAACCUGCUGCUCUUCGUCCCGUACGUGCUGUUCUGCAUACUGGCCACACGUUACACCAUAAGCAUGGCACUGCCGCUGCUCACACUACCGAUGGCCUUCCCACUGGAGAGGCAGUUCCGCAGCCAGUGCUACUCCAAGAUCCCUCAGAAGACUGCCAAACUCAAUCUGCUGAUGGGACUUUUCUACGUCUUUGGGAUUAUUUUAGCACCUCAGGGUAGCUUGCCGCUCUUGUGAAAGACCCUUUAUAUUCUUUUUAUUUCUGAACUUUUGUUUCUUUCUGUUUUAAAAAUGUUGUACUAGGAUUACGUACUUCUCGUUUGUAUUUAUAGAAUUUUUUUUUUUUGGAAAUACAGAGACUUUAAUUUAUUGUAUAAUUCAUGCUUUAGCGCUAACAAAACAUUUGCGAGAUGUUGCGAUGAAACAGAAGCGACCUGGCGGCAUCAGUAUUCUGCAUAACGAACCGGUGUUUCAGUGUGUACAAAGUGUUGGUAUUUACACUCUUGCUAAGCUAAAUUUAAAUUAUUGAUAAACAUCAAAUUUCCGUUUGUCCCCUGGAUGUGUGACAGUUUUGUUACAUAAGAUUGUACAUUUACUUAUUAAUUUUCUAAACCUCUUGAGUAUUCUUUUGUCGGUCAAGCACAAGUCUCCAUCUGUAUGUCAUAUAGCAUAUUCCAUAGCCAAGCUUCAACGCUUACAUUGCCAGAGUUGUCAAGCUGUGUCCAAGUCCACUCAGUUACACCCAGAGUCGUGCGCUGUGUAGGACCAAAUGUUGAGUAACAUGGGCCAGCAGUACUGUGUGGUUUUUUUGAGCCAGCGUGAAGGAAUUAUAUCACUUCAUAUUCGAGUACAUCUAUAUGUUGGCUUUACAGAGCCCUUCACACAUGUUGAAACAGUUAGUAUGCUCGGCUUUGACGGCCUAAAGCCAAAUCUGAGGUUUAUUUUUUAGAGGAGAGAUGUUGCAGAGUAGAAUGCUGUUUAGUAAUGUCUCCUUUAAAGAGCUGUGUUUGAUAAACUUUUGAGAAUGAUCAGAUCUUAUAAAAAAUAAAUUAUACUACAAAGUUGA